CUCCAAAGGAACGAUAGUCUACAAAAACGGCAAACGCCUUACACGGAAGGAUGGAGUGGUUGGCGCAAAGAUCUGCUUCGCCGUGUAACAUUCUUAUUUCGGCCAUGUGCACUUUUUGGAACGCUCGAACCAUACGGUUACUUAAUUAGUUUUGCGUGCGGUAUCAUAUCAUACCCGCAUGAUAGAAUAAAGCCCGUCGAGAACCCUAGCCCCCUGCCCCUCGGCGGAAAUACCAGUGUGGAAGGGAUAUGUUUACUCAAUUUUUUGUUUGAUAUCAUACGGUAUCAUGGAUGGCUUGGCUCGCUUUAUUUUCUGCAUAUCAUACUGUACAUGUACAGGCGCACUCUUUCCCCCUUUGGUUAGGCAAUGAGCCAAACCACUUGGCAGACCGAUAGACGUCGUUUUUCCUUUCAUCUCUGUUGGGUCUGAUUGCUUUCCAAAGUUAUCAUACUUUUUUGAGGGCCUCCCAUAGUCGUAUAACACUUGGGCCAGACGCACGGGACGAGCUCUCCGCUAAAUAUGUCUGAGGCGCAGGUGCCGUCAAGAUGGAAGUGUGCCGUAAUCCAACUCCACCCCGAGCCGAUGCAGCUGGAGGACAACUUCAAUCGUGCCCAGGACUUCAUCCGGAAAGCUGCUGAGGCGGGUGCUCGACUGGCGGUCCUGCCUGAGUAUUCCCUCACCUCGUGGGUCCCAGAUGACCCUGAAUUUGCGGAUGCGCACGUCGAUGGAAAGUACCUUUCCAAGUUCUGCGUAUGUUACCCUUGCAAAUUGCCGCUCAGUUGUGCUGGGCUGAUGUGUCUUGGGGGAGGGAUAGGAGCUGGCGAAGGAGUGCGAUAUCAAUAUUGUCCCGGGCACAUUCGUUGAGAAACAUGUCGACGGUGGAAAGCGUAUGCUGUACAACGUUGCCUACUUCAUAUCGAAUGAGGGAAAGGUAUUGGGCUCGUAUACAAAGAAGAAUCUCUGGUUUUUAGCUUUCUUUUAUCCCAGCAGCUAUGAACUUGACUGAAAUGUGGAUAGGCAUACCGAGAGGGCGCACUUAGAAGCCGGUGGAGACAAUCCGCAUACAAUUUUGGAUACUCCGAUUGGAAAAGUUGGUCUCUUGAUAUGCUGGGAUUUGGCCUGUACGCCACCACUUCCUGCUCGCCUCGGCGAGGAAAUUGCGUGUAGAGAGGUUGACCUGAGGCACAGUUCCAGAAGCAUUCCGGGCACUUAUAAUGCAGGGCGCAAAAGUCAUUAUAAUUCCCUCCUUCUGUAAGAUAUUUUCAACCACCAUAGCAUAACACUUCUGGUGAUUAAACAGCUAAGCAUCAUCUGGGGGAAGGGACAUUAUUGGACCUGACAGAACCCGCAUUACGAUGGAACCCUAAGUCCGAGGCUAUAUAUCUUGGAUCCACUGUAAUAUCACGCGCUUUUGAGAACACCUCGUGCAUCGCUUUCGCGAACGUUGGUGGGCGAGAGGACUCCGGCUUUGCUGGAUUGUCACAAAUAGCGAUGCCUCUGAUGGGGGAUAUUGCAAAGGCUGAGGGCACUCACGAACAGAUGAUUAUCGGGGAGGUGGACAUGGAAAUUCUUCGGGAUGCGGAGGAGAGUUAUAAAGUGCGGGAGGACAUCUCAAGACCGGAUUUCCAUUAUCCUGUGCACGGGGAUUUCAUGCGCAAGCAAUAG
Molecule: messenger RNA, 1665 nt
Organism: Tuber aestivum (summer truffle)
Lineage: Eukaryota; Fungi; Ascomycota; Pezizomycetes; Pezizales; Tuberaceae
Source: the annotation of a GenBank genome assembly